AUGGCGAGUGCAAUGGCAGGAGGAGAGCCGUCCCCGAUCCUCCUCCUCCUCUCGCCGUCCGCACUCGCCUCGACACAGACAGGCUUGACCAUGCUGAGGAGUGCUUUGCCUCGCUUGCGCACCUUUGCGCAGCCCAGCGCGCGCAUCGCCAGCCGCACUCUCGCGACGGAGGCGACCCCCUCCCCCCGGCGCCACCAGACCUUCGUCGAGGACGUCCACAACCAGACUGCGGCCGAGAUUUUGAAGGAGCGUGAUGACAAGAGUGGUAGCUUCCGAGCCUUCACUCUCAACUUCGGCCCGCAACACCCGGCAGCGCACGGCGUCUUGCGUCUCAUUCUCGAACUCAAUGGCGAAGAGGUCCUCCGCGCCGAUCCGCACAUCGGCCUUCUCCACCGCGGUACCGAGAAGCUCAUCGAGUUCAAAAACUACACCCAAGCCCUCCCCUACUUUGACCGCCUCGACUACGUUUCGAUGAUGACGAACGAGCUCUGCUACUCGCGUGCCGUCGAGACCCUUCUCAACAUCGAGGUUCCCGAGCGCGCCAAGUGGAUCCGCACCCUCUUCGGCGAGAUCACCCGCAUCCUCAACCACUUGAUGGCCGUCCUCACGCACGCCAUGGACGUCGGUGCCCUCACACCGUUCCUCUGGGGCUUCGAAGAGCGGGAGAAGCUCAUGGAAUUCUAUGAGCGGGUCUCCGGAGCUCGACUUCACGCCGCCUACGUUCGCCCCGGCGGUGUCGCGUACGAUCUCCCCCACGGCCUCCUCGAGGACAUCUACAAGUGGGCGACGGCGUUCUCCCAGCGCGUCGACGAGGUCGAGGAGGUCCUCACCGGCAACCGCAUCUGGAAGCAGCGCACGAUCGGCGUCGGUCCCGUCACGGCGCAGCAGGCCCUCGACUACUCGUUCUCCGGCGUCAUGCUCCGCGGCUCGGGCAUCCCGUGGGACAUCCGCAAGGUCCAGCCGUACGACGCGUACGACAAGGUCGAGUUUGACGUCCCCGUCGGCAAGAACGGCGACUGCUACGACCGCUACCUCUGCCGCAUCGAGGAAUUCCGCCAGUCGCUCCGCAUCAUCAACCAGUGCCUCGACAAGAUGCCGCCUGGCCAGAUCAAGGUCGACGACCACAAGAUCGUGCCGCCGCCGCGCGCGUCGAUGAAGGAGUCGAUGGAGUCCCUCAUCCACCACUUCAAGCUGUUCUCGGAGGGAUACUCGGUUCCCCCCGGCGAGACCUACGCUCCCAUCGAGGCGCCCAAGGGCGAGAUGGGGGUGUACCUGGUAUCCGACGGGACCAACAGGCCGUACAGGUGCAAGAUCCGGGCACCAGGAUUCGCUCAUUUGGCCGGUGCCGACUUCAUGUCUAGGGGUCAUUUCUUGCCCGACGUCGUUGCAAUCAUCGGCACGAUGGACCUUGUGUUCGGCGAGGUUGACCGCUAA
This is a messenger RNA of Rhodotorula toruloides NP11, 1434 nucleotides long. RefSeq names its product NADH dehydrogenase (ubiquinone) Fe-S protein 2. The transcript is spliced from 9 exons. Gene Ontology annotation, molecular function: NAD binding; NADH dehydrogenase (ubiquinone) activity; quinone binding. Gene Ontology annotation, biological process: mitochondrial electron transport, NADH to ubiquinone. The record is from RefSeq and is a predicted model, not a curated record. The coding region runs from base 1 to 1434 and encodes 477 amino acids. Lineage: Eukaryota; Fungi; Basidiomycota; Microbotryomycetes; Sporidiobolales; Sporidiobolaceae.